UGUAAAAUUAGUGAUCCUCGAUUCCUCAUUAUAACGUCAUAUCAUUUGGCGGAAUUUUCUGACUGAAAUUUUGUUACAUUCCUUAAGAAACCAUGUCGUUUAUCAUUGUAAAUCACAUUUUUGUAUUUGAAUGCCUGAAAAUACAUUUACAUUUUAAGAAUCAUUGUAAAAAUAAAAGCAAUCCAUGGAAAUAUUGGGUUUUUUUUUCAUAAAGGCGAAUUCCAAGAGAUAUACAAGCCUAGACAGAAGAGGUCCAUCCAUAAAUCAUACGAAAUGGAAGACAACCACGUCAGACUGAAGAGAACCUUGAUCCACGCCCUCGGCAAUGCUGCCCAUCCGGAAUCUCUACCCUACCUAAAGUCUUACAUGAAUCAUGAUGAGGGGGCGCCGUCACUGAGACGAGCUGCGUCACAUGCUUUGAGGCAUUACAAGUGUAUACAGAGUGCAACUAGCCUUUUGAAAGCGUCCGUAUUUGAUGAAGAAGACAUUGUUCGACACACCGCUUUUGAAGUAUUUUCAAACCAUCCACAUCGUAACAACUUGACAAAAGAACAGGAAGAAAUGAUAUUAGAAAAGAAGUAUACAUAUCCGAUUGUUUCUCAAAUAAGACGACGUUCGGUGGACAAUCUUUUAAAGAACAAUGACUUUGAUGUGAAACUAUCUCCAUAUAACUGGCAAAAAUAUCAAGGAUCUUCUCAUGCAGGAUCAAUAUCUGGAUUUGAUGCAGAUCGCAGCGCACAUUUCCACACGACGCAGGUGGACAGUGUUUUGACUUUCAAAGCAGACCAAAACUCCCAUUCCAAUGGAAAUGCAGGCUUUGCUAAUAAGCGCUUCCAGAGUCACGGAUCGAAAAUUUGCCAAAAGACUGCAGUGCAUUACAAUUUGAAUCUUCUGGGUGAUUAUGGUUAUACGAGUGCACAAGACGUGCUCACCGAUUAUGAUAAAUCGCAAAAAGAAAUCGUCCAACCAGUGAAAGACGCUGUCAACGACCUUCAUGACCUAGUAUUCGGUUCUUCUGCAGAAAACAAACUUGAAAACUUGAUAAAUGAAAUAUCAAAUGCGAUUAAAAAUUGUCAUGAAUCGCUUCAGAGUAAUAGCAAAAUGAUGUCGGAAAGUCUUAGGAAAAUUAUCAAAUACGAAGCCAAUACGGAGGUGCGGCCAUUGAUUGACACUCUUCUAGAAGCAAGAUCUCUAAUGAAAGAUGUCUCAGAAGAUAUGACAUUGUUUGAAAAAUAUACUGUCGUGCCAUUAAACAGUACACUUCCAGAAGCGUACGAUGGAUUGAAAAACAUGUUUGAAGGUCUUAAGAAAGCCUGGAAUUUCUAUGAUGAUCCUGUUGAAACUUUAAACAGUCUCGAUAUUGAAAUGAUUAGAUUGCGACAAAGUAUCGACAGCUUCACCAAAGUGAAAAACGCUUUGCAAAAUGUGAUGUACAAUACGAAAGGACAGUAUCCAUUUUGGACAAUGAAUGACAAGGAUGUAGAAGACUUCUUGACAACACUACAUAACAUGUGGACUGCAGUGCAAACAACAGGGAGUACAGCUGAGCGACGUAAAAAGCAAAUAUUCAAAGAAGUGACACAAAUAGCCAUACAAUUUGAACAACUGCUGAGAGAAUUCCAAUCAAAAGCCUCAACAUUGAAAUCCGCCUUCCAUCGUUUGUUUGAUUUUGUGACGGGAGCGAAACAAGGCUUUUCCAUCAUGACAAAAUCCAUGGAGGUUGCAAGAUUCAAAACUCAGACGAUAUUCGGAAUGAGAUUAGAUGGAAAGUUCCCAAGAAAAAGAGCAACAUGCAAACCCAAGUGUGGCUGUGGAGUGUUUGAUGCUGCAAGAGCAUCGGAUGGUAUAGAUUUGAUUUUGGAGUCUUCAGAUGAGGUUGUUUACCCCCUCAGCGGUUAUGCGAUCAGACUUGAUAAUUCAACUGUAUCCCUUAUUCCAGAGUCUACAAAUAUGAGAAUGUUCACUUUGGUAAUAAAAAACAUACAUUCCAUUAAAGAUACUUUGCGCGAAGAUUUUCCCACAAUUGUCCAGUCUGGAGAUUUCAUGGCAAAGGCAACAAAAGAUUCUAUUUGCAAUCAUAUGACUAUCAAAUUAGCCAUUCAACAACGAAAUAUGUACAACGAAGUAGAAUAUGUGUAUGUUGAUCCUAUUUCAUUUUUACAACAACCAUUUCCAUCUCCAGAAUGGAGACAACUUUGCAAUGACUAUUCGUAUGAACAGAAGGGUCACGUGGUCCAUGAAGGUGACUUCUCAAAUCAGCCCUCGAAAAAACAGUCGAACGUUCAUAGACAGGGAACUGCAAUAAAUAUCGACAACUUUGUCAAACACAAAUCAUGGGGAACCAUAAACCAUAUAUCUCUAUCUACGGAAAAUGAUACAACAGACACAGAACGCAUGCUACCUGGGUUGGAGGAAUAUAUGAGGAACCACAGCAGCCAUCAGUCAAACCUUCUCGAAGCUUUCAAAACUCACAUUGCGGGAUUUCUUAUUGAUGCGGCAAUAAACACUGCAAAUGACACGAUUAAUGACGAUACGAAGGGGUCAAUAGGUGACAAUUUGAACUUUGAACUUCUUCCGUCUUAUCAGCGCCUGCGUUUGAUGAAGUCUUUUCUACAGGAUUUAUCAAAAAGGUGUCCUGGUUUGGUCAAUGUGUUACCCGAAGACCAUGAAAGUGUGUGUAAAGCACACUUUGACUGUAUGGGAUUCACUUGUCACAUGCCUGUUCGUGAUGAAUUAAAGAAAUACUGGAUUACAGUAGGAAGUCGUUAUAGUGAGGAAACGGGGUCGUUCACUUUAUACAUUAACAAGAAUUCUGUCUUAAGUGAAAUAUCAGGCCAACAUCAAGUAGAAGUGGAUUUAGAGGAUGAUAAAAUCCUGAUACUUGACAUUGAUGUACAUGCAGCAUAUGGACCACAAAAGAUGUUUAUGACUGGUCUGGUUUGCUCCGCGGCUACGUUUGAAUGUUUUGAGAAAAUUCACAUCAUUAAUGGAUUUCACCCUGGAUUAAGGAAACGGCGUCAACUUCAUGAUCAACCAUGUGAUAAUUCACAGGCUGUAAAGUUUGGUAAACUUCUGCAUGACCUGUUUGGACCCGUGUUCGACCAAAAUUCUGACAGAAGUAUUAUAGACAAAGUUGAAGAUAUAUUUUCAAAUCCAACUGAUUUGUUAACAACAAUCCUAGAUCAUCUCUUCAAAGGUAAGCCGAGUGACACUCUUCUCGGAAAAGACUUUUACAAGAAAUUUUGGGGUGAAAUUUCCAAAGAUAAAAAUAUUACAGAUGCCAUAUUCAAUAACCCUGCAAUCAACAACGCACUGACCAACGUAUUAAUCAACACAGUGUUUCCAACAGGGCAACAAAGUAACGCAAAUGAUGCACUGGGUAAAGCAAUAAAAGGCCUUCUUUCCGACAUGACAGUUGUCAACAGAUUGAUUUAUCAUUUCCUAAACAUUAUUGUUCCUGAAGAUGGCAUUUGCCUUCAAUCCAGUGGAAUGUAUGACGUCCUCAGCGCAUUUUUCCCCAAACAACGCAAUGUUCUGGAAAUAGUACAAGAUUUACUUAUUGGAUAUCCUAUCUACCGUGCUUCAUUUUCAAUAACCAAAAAGAAUAACGACAUUUGCGCCGACGGGAAUUUCAAUAUUGCUCUGGAUGUCCACAUAUAUAGAAUCACGUUCUUUUACCUAGUUGGUCCAUUGCCAUUUUCAACGAGGUUUGGGGUGGACCUCAGUGUGGAAGCAUCUGGAAAUUUAGAAGCUUGUUUUCUGAGAGCGUCUGCACAUAUUGAAGGACGUUUAAAAGCCCGCUUGAUAUCCUACGGAGAGACGGGACUUGACAUUUUGAUUGCCUUUGGAGGGAUCCGUUUGGAGGGAGAUAUUUUGAAUUUAGGUGUAUAUGGCCAUGGAGAUAUGACCUGGAGCAAGUUGCCAGUACAACUUGAGUAA
Molecule: messenger RNA, 3939 nt
Organism: Ostrea edulis (European flat oyster)
Lineage: Eukaryota; Metazoa; Mollusca; Bivalvia; Ostreida; Ostreidae
Exons: 24
Coding region: 274-3939 (1221 amino acids)
Source: RefSeq, a predicted model, not a curated record